Mustela erminea (ermine) is the source of this 683-nucleotide messenger RNA. RefSeq names its product serum amyloid A-1 protein-like. The transcript is spliced from 4 exons. Gene Ontology annotation, cellular component: extracellular region. The record is from RefSeq and is a predicted model, not a curated record. Bases 74 to 463 code for a protein of 129 amino acids. NCBI's taxonomy places the organism in Eukaryota, Metazoa, Chordata, Mammalia, Carnivora, Mustelidae.
CUCAGUAUAAAUACCAGCCACCUCUUCCCAGCAGGAAGGGACCAGCAGCUCUGCUCUACCAGAACUCAGCACCAUGAAGCUUUUCACGGGCCUCAUCUUCUGCUCCUUGGUCCUGGGGGUCAGCAGUCAAUGGUAUUCAUUCAUUGCUGAGGCUGCUCAAGGGGCUUGGGACAUGUACAGAGCCUACUCUGACAUGAUAGAAGCCAAUUACAAAAAUUCGGACAAAUACUUCCAUGCCCGCGGGAACUAUGAUGCUGCACGAAGGGGUCCUGGGGGCGCCUGGGCUGCUGAAGUCAUCAGUGAUGCCAGAGAGCGUUCUCAGAGAGUCACAGACCUUUUCAAGUAUGGAGACAGCGGCCAUGGAGUGGAGGACUCGAAGGCUGACCAGGCUGCCAACGAAUGGGGCCGGAGUGGCAAAGACCCCAACUACUUCCGGCCCCCUGGCCUGCCUGACAAGUACUGAGCUUCCCCUUGGCUGUGCCCUGGGGAGAUGGGCUAUGAGGCCCCUGAAGGCAAGAACAGUUGCUGAGUUAGAGUUCCUGAAUUGUAUACCCUUCCUACUGAAUACUUUAAAGAGCACAUUAAAAUGUUUAGUAAAUGCUUGUGAAUGGGCACCUGGGUGGCCCAGUUGGUUAAGCGGCUGUCUUCGGCUCAGGUCAUGAUCCUAGGGUCCUGGGAUCGAG